AACUCGACCAAGGUGACGCUCCACCCAGCCCACCACGACGUCCUCGCAGUGCACUGCCCGCGUCUGCCCGCAUCCAUCCAAGCGUCACCGCCAGCUCCGGAAAUCCCCGUGCACCCUUUCUGCCUGCCUGAUCCGGGGACGUACGCCUUCCUGAGCCAGUACCUGUACACUCACCGCCAGGACCUCCUCCUCGCGCCCCUCCUCCCGCCCGGAUCACUUCAUUCCAAUCCCUUCCCCACCACCGCCCAUCUCUCGUCCUCUCCGAAACUCCCCGCGUCGACCCACGCACAGCUCCUCGCCCUCGCAGAGUCCCUCGCGAAGGAUUUCACGCAGCACAAGCUUCUCGGGGGUUUGUCGACCGUCCAUGGGCUAUGGAAGAAUGUCAUAGCGUUGGGCGUGGAUGAUGAUGGCUUGUGGGAAGUCAUCCAUACCGCGUGGGGUGUCUAUUUGACAGCCGCGGGU
Molecule: messenger RNA, 462 nt
Organism: Guyanagaster necrorhizus
Lineage: Eukaryota; Fungi; Basidiomycota; Agaricomycetes; Agaricales; Physalacriaceae
Exons: 1
Source: RefSeq, a predicted model, not a curated record